Messenger RNA from Lactuca saligna, 1559 nucleotides. The record is from the annotation of a GenBank genome assembly. Lineage: Eukaryota; Viridiplantae; Streptophyta; Magnoliopsida; Asterales; Asteraceae.
CACUUCUCUUUCCUCUCGCUAGGCAAACAGCUGCUCACUCUUAGGGAGUGGAAAUGUUUAGCGAGGGAGGGAACCAGCUGCUGGAAGUAAGAGUUUAUGUUCUUCUGUACACUUCUCAACAACCCCCAAAUAUGCUUUCACUUGGAUCACUGUCUCGAAAUCGUCGAUUUUAGUCUCAAAUUACCUGAUUCUCGACCUUGUUUGUGUUGUAACGGUAAUACAGCUUUUGAUUCACCGAAAACCAUUGAAAUUCGCAGUUAUUGUUUUUGCAUUGUUGGGGAAAUUUGAAGUUGUUUCAUGCAGUAGUGUUUUUAGGGUUUGAGUCCGUGUUUUUUUUUUUUUUUUUCCCUCUGAGUUGUUGAUUUAGGCUUUAGAGUUCGUUUACAAUCUGUAAUUUCAGUUCUAUAUGUUUACUAGGAUUGUGUUGUUAUUAGGGUUUAAGUAUGUGCUUAUGUUGUACUUUGGUUUCGUUAAAUAUUCCUUCUUCCUUUAUGAUUUCCCUCCCUGAAGUACAUAGGUUAACUGAUGGUCACUGAAUGUCAAGCGCUCACAUCUGCAUACGAAAACUACAAAAGCGUACUCGCGUCAUCCGCUAUAAAAGAAGAUCAUUUAGUGAAAUCCCCAUUUUACCCUCCUCUUCAAGACCCUUCUCAGCUUCAUAAAAAUAGUUCAUUUGUCCAGAUGAAUUUAGCAAACACAAGUCAAUAUGGAACCAAUUCAGUUGGUGUUAAUCAAGAUUCAAUUAUUUCUAAAUCAAAAAAACGUAAAUUUCCUACUUAUGAGCUUCUCCCUUGGCAUAAAGAAGCAACACAAGGUUCUAGAAGAAUCCAUGAUACAAGCAUUACGGAAGUGGAAUGGGGAGAGGCUGGAAAUCGGGUACCUGAACAGAUGAAAGAAGGUCAAGGGGGUGAAAGUGAAACAUUAAAGAGAAGAAUUAUUUUAACAACACAACUUAUGCAAGUUUUAUUUAGGCCUACACCUUUUAAACUUCUUUUGGAUGAUGCUUUGGAAUGUUAUGAAAUGGUGACAUACUUUGCUGCUAGAUUAGCACUCGGCGAUGCAUGUACUUUGGCAAAUCAUCCUCAUCAUAUUUCUGACACGUCAGCAGGGAAAAAGGUUGUAUCCAAGGGUAGUGGUGAUCAGAAUCUUUCAAAGGUUGUGGAAGAUUUCAUUGAUCGAUCAAAAAAGAUAGAAGAUGUGCUUUUGAGGUUGGAGAAUGGAGGAUCAGUUCUUGAAAUAAGAAUGGAAUCCCAAGAUUUAGAGAGGUUUUCAGUCAUCAACCGAUUUGCCAAGUUUCAUAGCCGGGCACAUAUGGCGGCGGCACCAGCUGACACAACCACCAGCACCGGGGUCUCUAAGCUAUAUCCUCAAAGAUAUGUGGCAGCUAGUCCUAUGCCUAGGAUAGUACCCAAAGGGCAUAAUUGUCUUUCACUAUGAUUGUUAAAUUUACAAGUGUUUUUUUUUUUUUUAAAGGGUUAUUUUGCUCAUUUGGUUGUCUAACUUCACUUUUGGUUCAUGUUUUUGAACGGAAAGCCAACUGAUGUCAAUUUUGACUAAGU